Messenger RNA from Eubalaena glacialis (North Atlantic right whale), 2696 nucleotides. It is a transcript of the gene EFCC1, whose product is annotated as EF-hand and coiled-coil domain containing 1. The coding region runs from base 1 to 1818 and encodes 605 amino acids. The transcript is spliced from 8 exons. Gene Ontology annotation, molecular function: calcium ion binding. The record is from RefSeq and is a predicted model, not a curated record. NCBI's taxonomy places the organism in Eukaryota, Metazoa, Chordata, Mammalia, Artiodactyla, Balaenidae.
AUGGAGCCCAGCGGCCCGGGCACGGGGACCGGCGUGGAAGGCGCGGCGGGCGACCCGUACCAGCGACCAGCGCGGCGCACGCAGUGGCUGCUGAGCGCCCUGGCGCACCACUACGGGCUGGACCGAGGCGUGGAGAACGAGAUCGUGGUGCUGGCCACGGGCCUGGACCAGUAUCUGCAGGAGGUCUUCCACCACCUGGACUGCCGAGGCGCCGGCCGCCUGCCCCGCGCCGACUUCCGCGCGCUCUGCGCGGUGCUGGGGCUGCGCGCCGAGGAGGCUGCCGCCACCUGGGAGGCCGCCGCCACCUGGGAGGCCGCCGGGGAUACAGCCGCGGGAGACAUGAACUCCGGGGAUGUGAUCGCUGGGGUGGCCACCGCUGGGGACGCGGAUGCGGAGGAGGAGGCGCGCCUGGCACUGCGCGCCGAGCCGCCUGAGCUCACCUUCCGCCAGUUCCACGCGCGCCUCUGCGGCUACUUCGGCACCCGCGCCGGGCCCCGUCUGCCCCGCGGCGCUCUCAGCGAGCACAUCGAGACGCAGAUCCGCCUGCGCCGUCCGCGCCGCCGCCGCCGCCGAGCGCCCCGUACGCCCGGCCCCGACGGCGGCCCGGACAGCGAACGCCUGGCGCGCUUGGAGGAAGAAAACAGCAGCCUGCGCGAGCUGGUGGAGGACCUGCGGGCCGCGCUGCAGAGCAGUGACGCGCGCUGCCUAGCACUGCAGGUCGGCCUCUGGAAGAGCCAGGCGGGCGCCCAGGAGGCGGCGCACGGCGGGCCCGAGGCGGCGGCGCGGGAGCUGCGGCAGGCGCGGGGCGCGCUGGCGGCAGCCGAGGCCCGCGCGGGGCGGCUGCGCCGGGGCCAGGCCGAGGUGCGGCGGCACGCGGAGGAGGCCCGGCAGGCAGUGCUGCGCAGCCUGGCGCGCGUGCGCGAGCUCGAGGCGCUGGCGCGGCAGGUGCCCGGCCUGCAGCGCUGGGUGCGGCGGCUGGAGGGCGAGCUGCGGCGCUACAGGUCAGAGGACACCCACCUCCCAACCUCACCACGAGCCAGCCCAGAGCCAGAAGCCAAAAGUAGUGAACCUGAGGAUGGUGGGACCAGAGGCCCAGACUCCCCUCCAGAGGGAGCCUGGGGGUCCGACAGCAGCUCGGGGAGCCGACCCCUGGACGAAGCCCGUGCUUCUCCAGCAGCGGACGAGCAGCUGUUCCGCUCGGUCGAGGGCCAGGCCGCCUCUGACGAGGAGGACGACAAUGGGAAGUGGCAAGAGGCGCAGCGGCCACCGGCUGAGGUCAAGGCCCUGCUGGCCGGCCUCUCCAGCUGCGGCAGUGGGUGCGUAUGCUGGUGUGAUGACCAGACGGCCAAGAAGCUCAUGACCUACUUCACCCACUUUGGCAGUGCCGACCAUGCCCGUGCCCUGGGGGAGCUGGAGCAGCUGGGGACCCAGGGCUGCAGUGGGAAGACCCUGGGGACACCAGGGGAGGAGGCGGAGCUGCAGCAGCAGGUCGAUGAGAACGAGUGCCUGAGGCUGGAGCUGCAGAUGGUGGAGACAGAGAGGGUGCGGCUGUCCCUGCUGGAGGAGAAGCUGGAGGACGUGCUGCAGCUCCUGCAGAGGCUCCGGGACCUGAACAUAUCGAAAAGAGCCCUGGGGAAGAUUUUGCUGAGCACACUGGACGCUUGCAGGGACCCUGCACAUGAGGGGACGUCUGGCCCCUCAGCCAUGCUGGAUGCCCUGCACCGAGCUUUGGCUGGCUGUGAGCUCCUGCGUAGAGAGCCCUCGGCACCAGCCUCUGCAGCUCCAGCACUCAGCAACUCCCUCCUCAUCUCCUGCUGAGGUUGCUAGCCCAGUCUGUGGGCCCCCUGGGCAGCCUGGCCACCAUCAGACCAGCCUCGAGGAACAGCCUGGCCACCAUCACAUCCUCAGAACCCUGGAGGUGCAGCCUCCUUCUGAGACUGGCCCAAGUUCAGAGCCCGGCAGCCAUCCCUUCCUUGGGUUCCUCCCAGAUUCCCUUGCAGCCCCUGCAUUCCUGCUGCCAGGGUCCACACUGCCCUACGGUUGCUGGAUCAGCCUGUACCUGCUGCAGUCUCCCCUGCCCUUGGAGUGGAGCUGCACACUCUCCUGCCAGGUCCAGUCCAGAAUCCCUUCCCUGGGCUCCCAGGGUCUCCUCUCCUUCCUCCCCACAGCAUGCCUGCCGCAGGGACUCUGUGUCCCCCGGUCCACCAGGGAAACUACUCAUGCCUCAGGAAUUGUGGAAGGUCAGGCAGGGCUGGGGGAACUCCAAGGGGGGCAGCGUGAUCACUGCAGGCUUCCUGGUGGAGCUGGCCUUGAACGAGCUCUAGAAGAGGGAUAGGAUUUAGAUAGGCAGAGAGGAGGGAAGGGCAUUUCAUGUGAGGUAACAGCGAGAGCACAAGUGUGGUACCAGAAAGGGCCCCCAUUAGUACAGAACCCAGAGCCCCUCUUUCCUGAGCACACAGUAGGUACCAGGCCUCAUGGGGUCACAGGAAAGAGCAGGACAAGCUGCCUGGUCUCAUCUACCUUAAACUCUCGUAGGGGAGACAGAUACGUUGGCAAGUAGUGCAACGCGGCUGAAAUCCGGGCUACCCUGAGGUAGAAGAGAGGGUUCUUAAUUAAAACUGCAAACUCCAAAGCUAUGUAAGAAUGUGAAGGCAUAUGAGAAUAUACGAAAAUUAAAAUUUUUGUGUAUACAAAAA